Molecule: messenger RNA, 2381 nt
Organism: Ziziphus jujuba (common jujube)
Lineage: Eukaryota; Viridiplantae; Streptophyta; Magnoliopsida; Rosales; Rhamnaceae
Product: rust resistance kinase Lr10-like
Exons: 4
Coding region: 196-2238 (680 amino acids)
Biological process (GO): protein phosphorylation
Molecular function (GO): polysaccharide binding; ATP binding; protein kinase activity
Source: RefSeq, a predicted model, not a curated record
AUUCUAUAUACGUUGGUCUUUGGUUUUGACACGGAAACAAAGUUUACUAGUCCACCAUGGCUGACUGGGCUGACUUUAUCACUUUUCCAAGGAAGGAGACAUGUCACAUAUUUGUGAAAAUGCAUCAAUGAAAUUAAGAAUUGUUCAGGGAUGUGGUCGAAGCAAACAGCUUCCUACUAGUUAAUUCUCCUCCAAAUGGGAAGUGAAAAGCCCUUGUCAUCACCAUUCAUAUUCAUAACCUUCCUUAGUUUGAUGGUAUUCUACCAAACUCACUCUGCAACGGACCAUAAUCAACACUGUCCCUCUUCUUCCUGCGGCAAUAUCAACAACAUAAGCUACCCUUUCCGACUGGAAACCGACCCAACUUAUUGCGGAGAUCUAAGGUACAAUCUUUCCUGCGAGAAUAAUAUCAGCACUGUAUUAUACUUGAAUUCCGGAAAAUACUAUGUCCAGGCAAUCAAUUACAAUAACUAUACAAUCCGAGUGGUAGACUCCAAUCUUCACAAGGGUAGUUGCCCAUCUCUCUCUUAUCUGCAGCCUUUGACCGAAUAUAACUUCACUAGCGAUUUCCUAGUUGAAAGUGUUUACUUGGGUAGUUAUGGUACCCAAUCUAACUUCGGAUAUUAUUCAGAUUCAUAUAGGACCAAGGUACCUAGAAAAAGUGGGAGAGUUUGGUAUAGGUACUCACUUUCAGAGCCUAUUAUUUUCUUCAACUGUGAAAAUCCAGUGAAAUCUCCUCUUUAUAUACCAACUGCCCCAUGCAACAACAAUAGUAGCAGGGGGAUUAAUUCAUAUGUUAAGAUUGGUAGCACAUCUGAUUCGGAGUUGAUAGAUUCUUGCCGUAUAGAGAUGAUGGUUAUGAUCACGACACUGCGGGGAUCCCAAAAAAGGAACAAUGUUUCGUACUCUGAAAUCCUCAAUGAACUUGCAUACGGAUUUGAGCUCUCAUGGCUGCCAAGUUAUGGUAGAAGUGAUGAAGCUUAUACAUGCUAUGUUGAUGAUUCUAACAAAGUCCACUGUCCAUCUUGUAGGGAUUCCUGGGGAUUAAUAAAUCCUUCAUCAUGUGGGGUUUUGUCUGUGAUUCUCGCUUAUGUAGAAGGUAUGCUGGAAAUGGCCGAAGAAACAGUGCUACUGUUAACAAUAGCAAAACUCUUGAUGGGGAUUCCAUGUGUGGCUGUACUUUUAAUAUACAAAUGGCGAAAGCGGCAUUUAUCCAUGUAUAAUGUGAUUGAAGAAUUCUUGCAGAGCAACACAAACCUCAUGCCUAUAAGGUACUCAUACUCUGAAAUAAAAAGGAUGACAAAGGGUUUCAAGGAUAAAUUAGGUGAAGGAGGCUACGGUACUGUGUAUAAAGGAAAACUUCGUAGUGGUCGUUUUGUAGCAGUCAAAAUGUUGGGCAAAUCAAAGGCUAAUGGCCAAGAAUUCAUCAAUAAAGUAGCUACCAUUGGAAGGAUUCAUCACGUCAAUGUGGUGCAAUUAGUUGGUUAUUGUGUUGAGAGAUCAAAACGUGUUCUCAUCUAUGAUUACAUGUCUAAUGGGUCUCUUGAUAAAUACAUCUUUUCUCAAGAAGUUACAUCCUUAGAUGACAAGAAAAUGUGUGAAAUUUCACUUGGAAUUGCUUGUGGUAUUGAAUAUCUUCAUCAAGGAUGCAACAUGCAAAUUUUGCAUUUCGAUAUUAAGCCGCACAAUAUUCUUUUGGAUAAGAAUUUUACUCCCAAGGUUUCUGAUUUUGGACUUGCUAGAUUAUGCCCAUUAGACAAUAGCAUUGUGUCUCUCACUGCAGCAAGAGGAACCAUGGGAUACAUAGCUCCAGAGAUGUUUUACAAAAAUAUUGGACCAGUUUCUAACAAAGCCGAUGUGUAUAGCUAUGGAAUGUUAUUGAUGGAAAUGGCUAGUAGAAGAAAAAAUUUGAAUGUAGCUGCAGAGCACACAAGUCAAAUUUACUUUCCUUCGUGGGUUUAUGACCAAUUCAACGAAGGAUAUGACUUAGAAAUGGGAGAUGCAACAGAGGGUGAAUCCAAAAUAAGAAAGAAGAUGAUUGUUGUAGCACUUUGGUGUAUCCAGAUGAAGCCAAGUGACAGACCAUCAAUUAACAAAGUCAAGAAGAUGCUUGAAGGAGAAGUUGAUAGCUUACAAAUGCCUCCAAAGCCUUUUCUAUGUCCACAAGACAAGCCUGUGGAUGAUGAAGGGAAUAAGUCAAGUACAAGAUGCUCAACAAUAGAUUCAGAUGAUGAAUGAAGGGAUUUGUCUUAUUCUAGAUGCAAAAGGAAGAGUUAUUGUUGGAAAGGGGAUGAUAGAUCCUCAAGCUAAUCCUUCUAUAAAUGAUAGAUCCUCAAGCCAAUCCUUCUCAAAUCAAUAAAUUAAUGUUAUUAUUAGUCUUA